AAUCAGCUGCUUUCGUUUCGCUCGCUUCGCUUCUGUUUUGAUUUCACUCACAGGAUUUUAGUUUCAUAUAUUACCUAUCUAUAUUGCUUCUAUUGAAGUUCUGAGUAUACUAAUUUACUUAUUUAAGCAACGACAUGGCUGAUAAUAAAAAAAAGAAACUCUACCCUAAGGAAACUGUAACGCCUAGAAGGCCCGUAAUCCUCAAAUCCGAUCGGGAAGCUCCGAAAGAUCAGGUUAAAGAGAAACCCGAGAAAGAAAAGCAACCAACAAUAAUAUUAAAGACCAGGGAGCAAUCUGCACCUAAGGAUGAUCGCCCAUCGAGCCCUAAAGGCCAAUCCAUGGAGUCAGACAUCGGCCAGCCGUGUAAAAUUGCACAAAACGAAAAUAAGGAGAAGAAAAUUAUUGAGAAGCCUAGUCCACCAUUAAAAAUUAUGACAGAGCCAAUAAAACUGUUGGAUGAGCAUCUGGAGUUCAACCCGGCUGCCCUCGAGUUCAUGAAUGAUGCAAGCCUCAACUAUCUAGUGGUGGGAGUUGUAGGCACACAAGGAGUUGGUAAAUCCAUGAUAAUGAACUUGAUAGCGCAGAGCAAACCAUGUGAAGAUAUUUGUCAACGAAUUUUGAACUCACAUGAGCUCCCAAGAGAGUCUGAAUAUGAAGAGAACAAUGUCAAUGCAAUACAGGAUCAAAUUGAAAACAUGAAUUUUGUUGAAAACCCUGAGUCAAAAAAACACUCCAUUGAGGAUACUUUCAAGUUCAAAAUGCAAGAUAUCAAACACAUUGAAACUGGUGUACAUUGCACAAAAGGUAUUGACAUGUACGUAACAGAAGACAGGGUUAUCCUGUUGGACUGUCAAGCAUUAUGGUCACCCUCUCUCAUAGAUGAAGCUGCUAAUACUAACCCAAUAACAACAAGAAGUGCCAAUGUGGUCACUGUGGAUUGUUUGCAACUGGCUUCAUACUUGAUGUCUAUUUGUCAUGUGUUGAUUGCUGUACAGGAUUGGUUCUUCGAUUAUAACUUUGUAAGAUACCUACAAACAGCGGAGAUGCUGUCAGUGUGGUCGCGGGGGGGCGAGGGCGGGGACGAGGGGGGGAGGGGGGACACGCGGCCGCACCUGCUGCUGCUGCACAACCGCUGCGCCGCGCCGCCGCCGCGAGCGAGUGACGCCUACAGGAAAGCAUUCCAACGUUCGAACUUACAGCUCCACUCAGGCAUGUAUCUCUACAGUGACAUCAACAAGAACGGUAUAGGCGUCGACGGUGCGAGCAAAGACUGCAACUUGGAGACCUGUGGCAGUCCGCUCAACAUGUUCCUGCUACCGGAAAUAAGUGAUGAUUAUCAAAAUAAAGACAUAUACAGAGGUCACCCGUCUUUCGAGACCCUGGCGAAGCGUCUCCGAGCCACAGUCUUGGGCGUCCACAGACACGCCAUCACCAACGUACCAAACCUAUCGGAAAAGGGCUGGUUCCACUUCUGCAACAAAGCCUGGGAGUCCAUCAGAAAGUGCACUUUCUUCAUGGAAUACGAGAGAUUCUUACCCUGAACCAUCUAAUGGUAAUUGAGGAUGGUAACAAAGACAACCAAGGAAUGCAAGCGUCGAGAGGCGAGAGAAAUGAAAUUAACGUAAUAGCAAGUGACAUGAUUUUAUUCCUUUACAAGAGCAAGAGUAUUACAAUGUGAGUAUAGAGAUACAAAUUGUCAUUGUUUAUUAUUGGACCCAAUAUAAAAUGGUUCUUUAAAUAUG
Molecule: messenger RNA, 1742 nt
Organism: Plutella xylostella (diamondback moth)
Lineage: Eukaryota; Metazoa; Arthropoda; Insecta; Lepidoptera; Plutellidae
Product: nonsense-mediated mRNA decay factor SMG9
Biological process (GO): nuclear-transcribed mRNA catabolic process, nonsense-mediated decay
Source: RefSeq, a predicted model, not a curated record